Messenger RNA from Williopsis jadinii, 1473 nucleotides. Its product is annotated as RNA-binding domain-containing protein. Gene Ontology annotation, molecular function: mRNA binding. Bases 257 to 1108 code for a protein of 283 amino acids. The record is from RefSeq and is a predicted model, not a curated record. Gene Ontology annotation, cellular component: cytosol. NCBI's taxonomy places the organism in Eukaryota, Fungi, Ascomycota, Saccharomycetes, Phaffomycetales, Wickerhamomycetaceae. The transcript is spliced from 2 exons.
UAGCGCAUUCAGCUCGCCCCCCCCCGCGAAAUAUUAACUGAUCACCAGAGGGUUUCUAUGGUUUUCGUAAAUCCGCCACAUUGUGUGAACAAGGAAAAAAGGCUACACAAUCCUUUCUCGAGUAACAACUUGCUAAGAACCUACAAAGACUUGUAUCAAUCACCUAAUUGAGUCUUUAAUACAACGAAUAUUCAACAAUACGUUAACCAUUUUUGUGUUCUGUGCAAUUAUUUUACCUCCCGCCCUAGCUUAAACAAUGUCCAACGAAACCCCGGCCCCAGUGCAAGCUGAAGAAGUUCCAGCUACAAACCAAAUUCACAUCAGCAACCUCGAGUUCUCCGUCACAGAGGAUGAACUGAAGGAGCUAUUCAACGAAUACUCUGUCAAGUCUGUGAAGCUCCCAAAGAGAAGAUACAAACAGAAGAACGGGAAGCAAUUCUUGUCGUCACUAGGCUAUGGGUUUGUCACGUUUGGAGACGAACAGAGCUUGGAGCCUGUCAUCGAGAAGUUUAACGACUUCGAUUUGAAAGGUCGUAAGAUCAGCGUGAACGUUGCAAACCACAAGCCUAAACCGAAGAAGCCAGAGACACCUGCAAAGGUUGAAACCAACGGCUCAGUAGCUGAAGCUAACGGAGAUGAAUCUGAGCUGAAAAAGUCCAAGGCUGCAAAGAAAAAAUCCGCAAAGAAGGAGAGAAUCCCAUUCGAAGAGGGAACAAAGUCUCUUGAUACGAUUUAUCUGAGAAACUUGGAUUUCAAGGCACAGAGCUCUGACAUCAACGAGGCGCUCAUUUCCAAAGGUGAGAAUCCUCAAUGGAUCUCUGUUCCUUUGCGCAGAUUACCAAAGCGCCUAGUUGAGAAGCUCGCCGCUGAUGGGAAAACCCCGGAGCAGAACAACAAGGGCUAUGCCUUUGUUAAGCUCGAGCUGAAGGAUGGUGCAACCAUUGAUGAAAAAGUGGAAAAGUUACAAGAUUUGGAGCUGAACGGUCGUCCAAUCCAAGUCAGAGUGGCUAUAGAUGUGAGACCGAGGGAGCAAGCCAAGGAGGAAUCCAACGAUGCGGAACCAGAGGCAGAGGCUGCGGUGGAAGUCGGUGAGGAGAAUGCAAACUGAUUGGCUGAGAACAUAUACACAUGUUGUGUCUCCGAUAUAUGAUCCUAACAAGUAAUUAUUUAGUUGAACUAUAAAUUACACCAUUGCAUACAACACGCUCUCGUAACUUUACAGCGUAUCAGCUCGGGCCUGUUGCAUGUGUCAUGACACCUGCUACGAGAACGUCGGCGGCGAGAACAAUGGCACAAGCGUGAAGAGCACAUAAGUAAGCUUAUAUAGGCCAUUGGCUCGGUGCUUUCGCUGCGAUCUGCACGCCAGCUUCCCCAUGAGCCAGCGUGCCCGAGGAGAUGGCUCUUCGAGGCUUUGAGCACUAACAUCACAACUCCGCCCCCCCCCCCCCUUCGUUUUUCUUGCCCAUUAGAGCC